GUAUCCGAAAGCAUCAGUAACUAUUCGCAUCCGUUGAUAGUAACAAAAUGAAAGUUUUCCUGUGCAUUUUGGCUUUAGUGGCAGCCGUAGCCGCUGGUGGUCAUGGAGGUUGGGGUGGAUAUGGAGCCGGAUUGGGAGGAUAUGGCGGCGGAUUAGGAGGAUAUGGCGGAGGUUACGGUGGUGGAGCUGGAUGGGGUGGUUCUGGAUAUGGUGGAUGGGGUGGCGGACACGGUGCUGUCGUUAAGGCUGUCCCAGUUGUAGCCGGUGGAUAUGGAGGUGGCCUUGGAGGAGGUUGGGGUGCUGGCGGUCAUGGAGGUGGCUGGUCCGGAGGAUACGGCGGUGGAUUAGGAGGAUAUGGUGGUUGGGGUGGUGCUGGCAAACUUGGAGGAUACGGAGGCGGAUUGGGAGGAUAUGGAGGUUGGGGCGGCGCUGGCAAACUCGGAGGAUACGGAGGCGGAUGGGGAGGAUAUGGCGGUGGAUGGAAAAGCCAUGGCUGGAAGUAAACAGUUUUAUUAGUUGUAAUUUAUUUUAUAAUAAAAAGAUGUUGACUAUCAAUCAUUUUGAA
Messenger RNA from Hermetia illucens (black soldier fly), 565 nucleotides. RefSeq names its product ctenidin-3-like. Bases 48 to 503 code for a protein of 151 amino acids. Lineage: Eukaryota; Metazoa; Arthropoda; Insecta; Diptera; Stratiomyidae. The record is from RefSeq and is a predicted model, not a curated record. The transcript has a single exon.